Messenger RNA from Boleophthalmus pectinirostris (great blue-spotted mudskipper), 645 nucleotides. RefSeq names its product calcium-binding protein 7 (gene cabp7a). The record is from RefSeq and is a predicted model, not a curated record. Bases 1 to 645 code for a protein of 214 amino acids. NCBI's taxonomy places the organism in Eukaryota, Metazoa, Chordata, Actinopteri, Gobiiformes, Gobiidae. The transcript has 5 exons. Gene Ontology annotation, molecular function: calcium ion binding.
AUGCCGAUGCAUCCAGUGACAUCCACGCUGAUGUACCGGGGGAUGUGCACCAUCCCCGACAUCCUCUCGUACAGCGCACCGGUCAAUCUCCCCGAGGACGAGGUGGAAGAGAUUCGUGAGGCGUUCAAGGUCUUCGAUCGGGAUGGGAAUGGGUUCAUCUCAAAGCAGGAGCUGGGGAUGGCCAUGCGUUCUCUGGGCUACAUGCCAAAUGAGGUGGAGCUAGAAGUCAUCAUCCAGAGACUAGACAUGGAUGGCGAUGGCCAGGUUGACUUUGAAGAGUUCGUCACCCUCCUGGGACCCAAACUGACGGCUGGGGUGCCAGAUAAGUUCAACGGCACCGACUUUGACUCCGUCUUCUGGAAGUGUGAUAUGCAGAAGCUGACUGUGGAGGAGCUCAAGAGGCUUUUGUACGACACCUUUUGUGACCACCUCUCCAUGAAGGACAUCGAGAACAUCAUCAUGACUGAGGAGAACCACAUAGAGAACCCUGAGGACUGCCAGGUGGAUAUAGACAGUUCAAGCCCGACGCAGCAGGUGAAGCAGACCUGUGUGCGUAAGAGUCUCAUUUGUGCGUUCGCCAUCGCCUUUAUCAUCAGCGUCAUGCUUAUAGCGGCCAAUCAGGUGCUGCGGAGUGGCAUGAAAUAA